AUGGAAAAUCGAGACUCACUGAAUAAGUCUUCGAUAUCUGCAGCACAGAGAAGAAUGAUUGUCAUGCAUGAAAAAACACCGGAGUCAUCAGCAUAUACUGAGACAUUAUUAUCAUACGUCCAAUAUCCUGUUGAUGCAGACGAUAUUUUCAAGCGGUUGCUGGAGUCUCAUCCAAUAUUGAAAACUAUUAUAGAAAACACCGAGAAUGGCGAAUACCGCACGAAAUUCUACGAAUUUGAACCAAGAAUCAACAAAGAAAUUAUAGGAACAGGGGAAGACGUUAAAGAGUUUAUUAAAGAGACAACGCCAGUUAUACCUGUUCUAUCGUCACCGUUAUACAGAUUCCGUCACGUUACAGCUGGUCACCGUCAUCACAUUAUACUUCAUGUGCAUCACAUAAUAUGUGACGAUGUGACGCUGAUGUCUCUGAAUAGAACACUACAUAACCUUUUGAAUGGAGCUGAAUUUAAAACCACGAAAGACCAAAAUCAACUAUUAGUGCAAACUGAAGCCGAAUAUAUCAAGUCAAACAAAUUUGAGGUGGAUGAAGUAUAUUGGAGAGACAUAUAUUCCACGCUUCCUCUAACCAGCGAAAUGAUAAGUAAUAUAAGUAGCAGUUGGAAUGACACAACAACCUACCGAGCAAACCAAAAAAUGACUAUACUGCUAAGAGAAUCCCAGGCCAUGGUCCAGACAAUAUGUCACAGUCUACAGAUAACAGCAUUUCAGUAUCAUCUCUCACUAACAGCAAUGGUUCUUCAGCAGUAUUUGGGUACCAGUGACAUUUGCCUUCAAGUACCAAUUUCCAACCGAUCUUUCCAAUUCCAACAUACCGUUGGGUUAUUUGUUAACACAGUUGUUCCACGAAUCAAAACCAAUUAUCUAAUGACCUUGAAAGAAAAUAUAAAAAAUAUAUCAGAAGUUUUCCUGAAAGUGAUGGAGCACAGCAACUACCCAAUGAAUUGUCUGGCCAGUUCUAUAUUGAAGACACAUAGACAGUCUCUAAGUACAUUAUGUAUCGCUAUGUUUAAUUUUGCGACAACAUCCUCUCAUGCUCAAAUAAGAAUUCCAAGUAAACAUGCAAAGAUGCCAAUAAGCAUUGAUAUCAUACAAGAUAAAGUAUCAGGAGAAACAGAAUUAAUAAUGGAAUGGGCAGAAGAUCUUGUGCCAAGUGGUAUGGCAGAACGACUGUUUGAAAGUCUAUUUGAAGUCCUUUCAAGCACUGACUUAACUAUCGACAGAAGACUUCAAGAAACAUCAUUUUUAUCAAAGGCAGAAGUAAAACUUUUACAGGCAUUAAGUAAACAUCAAGAAAUAUUACACGUUAAGAAUGUCCCGUGCCAAUCAACAUUGGAAGCUCACACCAAAGAACACGGCGAUAAGGUAGCUGUUGUAUGUGAUGAUGGUAAAUUGACAUACGACCAACUCAAUCGCAUGGCCAAUGUAGUUGCACACCACAUAUUGUCCAUUGUGGAACCUUCCAUACUCAAGAAACAACCUGUUGUUCUGGUAAUGGAGAAGGAUGAAAAAGCCAUUGCUGCAAUCCUUGGUAUUUGGAAAGCUGGUGGAUUUUUCUUACCCGUUUCCUUGUCAAAUACUGCAGCCAUGAACGACAUCUUUGAAAGAAGCAGCCCAGCUUUAGUUCUGACUUCUGUGACAGAAGACUUCAUACUAGGAGAUAGUUUUCCAGUUAUCAACGUCAACGAAAUAGCCCAUGACACGUCAAAUUAUAUUUCGGUUACGGCGUCCAUAGAUGAUUUAGCAUAUGUCAUCCGAACUUCUGGUUCUACUGGAACUCCAAAACAAUGCAAAAUCCGACACAGAAGUCUUCAAGUAAUGGCUUCCUCCUGGAAAAAGGCUUACAAAAUGACGGAAUGUGAAGUAACGAUUCUGCAGUGGGCACCGCUAUCAUUUGAUGUCUUUGUUGGUGAUGUGGUGCGGGCACUGAUUUCUGUUGCUGGAACUUUAGUGGUAUGUCCUGAUGAGAAGAGACUUGACGUGGGCUACAUUCUGAAUACUAUACAGAGUCAUCAAGUUUCUAUCAUGGAAGUCACUCCACAGUUUGGACAACAGCUGGUAGAGAAUGCAGAAGAUGGAAAUUUAAAUAGCCUGAAGACGCUAAUACUGGGAUCAGAUACUGUUCAAACACAUCUUUACAAGAAAAUCAAGAGCCAUCUGAGAGCAGAUCAAAGAUUACUAAACAGCUAUGGUAUGACAGAAGCCACUAUAGAUUCUUCUUUCUUUGAGGGUAGCCCUCCAGAUACUGCAAGUGGAACUGUGCCAAUCGGAAAACCACUACCAGGGGUUAUCUAUCAUAUUGUCAACAAAGAUACAUUACAACUCUGUCCUGUUGGAACAGUUGGUGAACUGUACAUUGGAGGUGAUGUAUUGGCCGAGGGAGAUGUCGACUUGGUUCGUCUACCUUUAACUGAUUCUAUGAGUUUAAAAACUGGAGAUGUCGCUCGAUGGUUACCUUCUGGAGAUGUUGAACUUUUGGGACGUCUGGACAACAUGCUGAAAUUGAGAGGAUUCCGAAUAAGUACAACAGAAAUUGAAAACAAGAUUGCAUCCAUUGAUUCAAAGAUCAAAUCUGUUUGUGUACUCCCACUUUCUAAUGAUGCUGAAGUUGAACUGUUGUGCACCUUUAUUACUGUAUAUGAUGAAGAUGAUGGAUUUAUAAACAAAGUCGGCGUUAGUCAAAAGUUAAAGGGAACUCUACCUUACUACAUGAUUCCAGACAUCGUCCAUGUUAUUGAUAAAAUUCCACUCACUACAAAUGGUAAAGUCGACCGAAGAGCUCUACCGAAAAUAGAGGAUCUAUUGAAAGAAGGCAAAUCCAAAUCAAAUGAUGCCCAACCUGAUGUUUCGUCCACAGUAUCAAUACUUUCUGCUUUAUUUGCCAAAGCAAUGGGAUUAGAUGCUGGUGCCAUUGAUAACGAACUGACGUUUAUGGAACAAGGGGGCCAUUCAUUGAUCCUUCUACGUUUCGCUUCAUCAAUCAAGAUGUCUACAGAAUACGACAUUGGGAUAUGUAAUAUAUUUUCAUACCCGAGCAUAGCAGCUCUGGCAAACUACAUUGAUAAAAAGUCUGAAUUAGAAGCUACAACAACAUAG
This is a messenger RNA of Lottia gigantea (owl limpet), 3114 nucleotides long. RefSeq lists its product as hypothetical. The coding region runs from base 1 to 3114 and encodes 1037 amino acids. Gene Ontology annotation, cellular component: cytoplasm. The transcript has a single exon. Gene Ontology annotation, biological process: secondary metabolite biosynthetic process; amino acid activation for nonribosomal peptide biosynthetic process. The record is from RefSeq and is a predicted model, not a curated record. Gene Ontology annotation, molecular function: phosphopantetheine binding; catalytic activity. NCBI's taxonomy places the organism in Eukaryota, Metazoa, Mollusca, Gastropoda, Lottiidae.